Molecule: messenger RNA, 2301 nt
Organism: Helobdella robusta
Lineage: Eukaryota; Metazoa; Annelida; Clitellata; Rhynchobdellida; Glossiphoniidae
Exons: 2
Coding region: 1-2301 (766 amino acids)
Molecular function (GO): peptide hormone binding; signaling receptor activity
Source: RefSeq, a predicted model, not a curated record
AUGCCGUCAGCGCUUCACAUCGUCGUUGUCGCCGCCGUCGUCACCACACUCAUUCAUGCAAAUGCGCGGGCUAACAAACGCCACGAUAAAACUGUCAAUCGAUCAGAUAAAGGUGACAAUAAAAACAUCAACAACAUCAAAAACAACAUCAAUAACAACAACAUCAAAAACAGCAACAUCAUUAUCAACAGCAACAACAUCAUUAACAACAACAACAACAUCAAUAACAUCAAUAGCAACAAUAUCAACAACAACAACAACAACAUCAACAACAACAACAGCAACAACAACAACAACAACAAUAGAAACAUAAGCAACAACAAAAACAGCAGGAAGAGAAGGUAUGCGUCAAACAACGACAUCCAUACGAACAAUCAUGGUUAUGACGUCUUUGAGGGACAACCUUGCCCUUAUCUAAUUUUUUCAAGUUCUCAAAUUUUUGAACCAACCACAACAACAUCAACUGCUUCUUCUUACGUCGGUUCAACCACGAACGGAAAUAACGUCGUUGUUGCUAUUUCAAACUCCGACAACAACAAAAACAAAAUUUAUAGCGGAAAGACAAACGACCCAGCCAAACACAACAUCCAUGACAACGAAAGCUCCAUCCAAACAGUCCACCUGGCCAUCCUCCUCCCAUCCGACAACACCCGACCAUUCUCCAUAUCCAAACUCCGUCCCGAUCCAUCCAUCCUUCGCAAACACUUCCGCACCUGGCUGCCCUGCCACACCGUCAGCCUCGGCUACUACGACUCUCGCUGUCUGGAUAGCUACGCCAUGAACGAAGCCAUCAAAGUUAAGACGGCCAACAUGGCCCAUGCAUUUUUCGGUCCAGUUUGCGAUUUUGCGGUCGCUCCCAUAUCCCGCCAGGCGGCGUUCUGGAACGUUCCAAUCGUCAGCAUCGGGGCAAUCGCCUGGGACUUCUUCCUGAACAGAUCCACCACUUAUCAUACGUUGAGUCGUGUGGGGCCGAUCAAUCUGAAGGGGCUGUCGAGGGCCAUGAAGGCCCUCAUGAGGAAGUUCAAGUGGAGCAAGUUGAAGAUUAUCUACGAUCGAGACGGCUUCAGCGAGAUGAUGCCUCCAUUCUGCCACAUGGUCGCCGAGACGAUCGUCAAGGACUGGGAGAGGAAGACGAAGAAUGGAAAACAUCGCAACGGUCAUGCUAGUGCUGUCGGUCGGAAAAAUAGGAAUAAUAAUAACAAUAAUAAUAAUAAUAAUAAUAAUAAUAAUAAUACUUCUUCUGCUUCUAUGGUUGAUAGAACUUUUGCUGACGCCGAUGAUAGCGAUGACGUCAUCAACGACGACAGAGACAAAAAAUUUAUCAACAGUUUUAUUAGCAGCAGUGAUGGUAGUAGUAGUAGUAGUACAAUAAACAAUAAUAAUAAUAAUAAUAAUAAUAAUAAUAGUAGCAGCAGCAGCAACAGCAGCAGCAGCAGUAGAAGUAGUAAUAAUGAUAGUAGUAACCGUGUUGAUAGCACCAACAAUCGCAAAAAUGAAUGGCUGAAUGAGGAAGUAACCAAAGAUAAAAAAUACUCUUCCGAGUUCUUUACUGAUACUGACGAUGAUGACGAUGUCUACUACAAAGGUGAGGGCAACGAUGACGUUGAAUAUGACGAUGACGAUGAUGAGGCCUCUGAUAAGAGCGAUCGCCCUAGGGCUUACAAAGAAAUGUUAAAUAGUAAAAAUCGUAGCAUUAGAAAUAACCGCAGUGCUAGCAAAGUUGACAACAACAACAAAAAUUAUAAUAACAAUAAUAAUAACAACAACAAUAUCAACAACAACAUCAACAGCAACAACUACAACAAUCUCAUCAACAACAACAGCAUCAACAAUAAUGAUAAUAAAAUUUCGAAUGAAAAAAUUUUACAGGGCAAUAACCAUAAACUGAGCAAUAAUACCAAUGGCGUUACAACUACCAAUAAGGAAAACAAAAAUAAUAAUAAAAACAAUAAUAAUAAUAAUAACCACAGUAACAGCAAUAACAACGCUAAUAACGGCCAUUCAACAAUUACAUACGGCGAAAUUAAUAACGACGACGAGGUUGGAAGCAAGGGUGGCGUCGAUGAUGACGACAGCGAGAAUAACGAUGACGAUGGUGACGAUGGUGGUGAUGAUGACGAUGGUGGUUAUGAUGACGACCAAGUUUUGUCGGUCCAGUAUUACAGAACAUUCACCGGAAGUGACGUCGACGAAGAGAUUGACGUCAUACUGAAGAAACAAAUCGCAGAUGAGUACGCAGGUCCCCGUAUUUUAAAUUGGACAUCUCGCUACUGUAUAUUAUGUCUCUAUUGUCAUCAUUAA